AACUGGAAUUGUUUCCGCUGGUUUCAGCAGCUUCUGACAGGCCAGUGAUGCAGGCUGGCACACUGAGGUGAAACUCAGUACAACAAUAACAACACACAAAGUCUUCAUCUUGGCUCUGACACCUCGUUGUUCUCAGGUCUGUUUUAUAUUGAUACCACUGACCAAUUAUUCUUGUGCCUCAUCCACCCACCCCUGUACCUCUGCCGAUUACAAAAUGUUGAACCUGAAUACUACUUAAAUAAACCUUGAUGUUUGCUUAUCAAGCAUAGAGCUAUGCAACACAGUCUGCACACUGCAUUAAAGGGACAUGAGUCAAUUAAAGUGUCGUCUUUACCUACAAACUGUAUCGUUCUCAAGAAAUCAUACAGAAUCCAUUUUGGUGGUGUUCAGACAGUCAGCUCAGCUUGCAACAUUCAUUAACCAAAUCAGAUCAAUUUUUUAAAAGUAAACAAGCAUAAAGGGCCGCUGAAUACUCCACCUAUCUGUUCACACCACUGCAGGUGCACAAUAAUGUUCAAUUUAUCUUAGUUUAUGCACUAAACUCUGAGUCUGCAUUGUGUUUGAAGGCAUUUUGAGGUUGCCUCUGAAUAAGUCUAUCCCAAGUUAACUUACAUUACUUGCAUUAUUAUGUAGAUUCACUGGUAAGUUCCUAUCAGUAGACGGAUGAACUCCCCUCUCAUAUUUACGUCAAACUGUUUCCACAUCACAGAUCACCUAGGUUGGAAUUUUUCUGGACAAUUGAAAGAUUAAUGGUUUGCAAAUGUAGCGAUUCUAUUAAACUGAAUGUAUGGACCAGCAUGAGAGGUUGUGAUUUGCAUUAACAGUUAUAUCACACACAACUUAAUGUUUUUAGACAAUAAAAAAUCAUAUUUAAUGCACUAUGAUAAAUUCAGUGAAAUGACAAUAAAAAUAACAAUAAAAUAAAAGAUUUCUGGAUUAGAAAACAAUAUUAACCACCGCCCAAUGCGUGAAAUAAAGACAUUAAUUCAAACAUGAUAUUGUAAUGUCGCUUGUAGGCUCAUUGGUCAAGAAUUUAAACCGUUUCCAACUGUGUCCGACUGACUUUAAUUUCUCCAAUUAACUUAGAUGUGCAGUUGAUGGCUACAUACAUGAGCCACCAAAUUUAGUUAUUAGCUGCAUGAAACUAGAUGAUCAUCUCACAACCAUCUUCAGUAAAGAUGCACAAACACUGAAGUAAAUCAAAAGAUUAUUUUGUCAAAAAGUGUCCCCAUAAAUACAUGGAUUUUGGAUCUGACUACUUUAAAUCCCCCUUGACAGUAUUUACUUACCCUUUCUACAUUACAGAAAAUGAAAAGAGGGAUUUUGAUGUAAAAAAAAAACAAAAAAAACCCAAAUAACAAUUUGAUGUCACUGGACCAAAACUUAAAAAUAUAUAUUUUUAAAUUGAUAUAAAAACCUUAGAGAACAGUCUUGGAUGGUAGUCUGGCCCACCUCAUAUUCUGUGUGCAAACCAACAGUAUGAUUUCUUAUUAGGCUACUGCUCCACAUCAAGCCAUGAAGGCCCCCCUCAUGCUCCACCAUCUCUGCACGCCACUGCAUGUGAAAAAUUAGGUUGAAUAAAUCUCAGUUUAUACAUUAAACCCUGAGUCUUCAUUGUGGUUGCUAGCGUUUUGAGGCUGCCUCUGCAAAUAAACUUGAAGUCGUUGCUGAUUGACUAGUCAGCUUGGUUGUAGGGUAACUAUAAGGAACGCCCCUCUCCUGUUUUGUAACUGCAUCGAGAUCACGCGGGUUGGGAUUUCUGGAAUACGUUCAUCGUGGUCAUGCAGCUGUUGAUCCGCCGCUACCGUCCCUCAGACAAGGACACGGUGCUGAGGCUGUUCAGCACCGGCAUUCAGGAGCACAUCGGUCCAUGUUUUCACAACGCCAUGACCAGCCCGGACUACCUCACCAUCACCCUCGCUCUGUGUAGUGCUGGCUACCUCCUUGGAUCUGUGUUAUGGGCUGUGGUAUUACCAGGAGUCUGGGUGGGCCUUGUCUACUACUGCUGUCAUGAGCUUUAUGCCAGCUAUGUCAGAGGGAGACUCCGGACUGACAUGCAGGACAUCCCUGGGAACUACCUGAGCAGACCGGAUGACUGUUUCUGGGUGGCUGAGGCUGAGGUCGAUGGGAGGUCCCAGAUCGUGGGUAUUGUGGCUGUAGUGGCCAGACAAAGCGGGAAGGAAAAGUACGGCGAACUGUUCAGAAUGAUAAUCUCGCCAUUGUGUAGACGUGCAGGCCUGGGUUACAGGAUGACUCAGACAGUGGUUGACUUCUGUAAGGAACGAGGUUUCUCCAAGGUGGUGCUGGAAACCAGCUCCACCCAGACUGCUGCUGUGGCACUGUACAAGAAACUGGGGUUCAGCCACGUGCUCUCACACACCAAAACAGAGGCUCCCCUCUGGAUGAUAACACUAACCAAAGUCACGGUUUUAAAAAUGGAAAAACACCUGUAGGCUUUAAACAACACUCAUCAGCUACUGUAAUGUUCCUAUUAUCUUCCUCUUUAUCAGUGGUUUAAGCUUUUGCAUGGGUUAUACUUGAAUGCAAUGAACUCGAACAAAAUCUCAUUUAAAACAAAGACAAAGUUCGUUUUGCUUGUACUGUACAAUAGACCAACUUAUCUGAAUGUUUUAAACAUGACACAGUCCUGCUCUUAUAAUCUUACCGGACCAAUAUACACACGACUGUUGAUUGUGGCACUGUCUGUAUUUUUUAUGACAACUAGUUUGAAAUACUGUGACUUUAUGUCACAAAUCUUACUGAUUACAUGUAACUGUUUCACACAAGAGAAAUAAAAAAACACAUGUGAUUGUUUUA
Messenger RNA from Scomber scombrus (Atlantic mackerel), 2817 nucleotides. It is a transcript of the gene nat8l2, whose product is annotated as N-acetyltransferase 8-like 2. The record is from RefSeq and is a predicted model, not a curated record. Bases 1782 to 2453 code for a protein of 223 amino acids. Gene Ontology annotation, molecular function: N-acetyltransferase activity. NCBI's taxonomy places the organism in Eukaryota, Metazoa, Chordata, Actinopteri, Scombriformes, Scombridae. The transcript has 2 exons.